Molecule: messenger RNA, 1580 nt
Organism: Phyllostomus hastatus (greater spear-nosed bat)
Lineage: Eukaryota; Metazoa; Chordata; Mammalia; Chiroptera; Phyllostomidae
Gene: CRH
Product: corticotropin releasing hormone
Exons: 4
Coding region: 391-1089 (232 amino acids)
Biological process (GO): negative regulation of epinephrine secretion; positive regulation of cortisol secretion; negative regulation of glucagon secretion
Cellular component (GO): extracellular region
Molecular function (GO): corticotropin-releasing hormone activity
Source: RefSeq, a predicted model, not a curated record
UGUUGGAGAGCAGAUGGUAUUCGAAGCGGUCCUUUUGGCUCUAGCCGGGGUGGAGGUGGAACUGGCGCGAUGAGCCCCUUCUACAAAUUGCAGAGUCUAAAUGGGACUGCGUCUCUCUGGAGUCGGCGGCGCAGAGUUAACCACAACCUCUAGAAUCACUUUAUUGUGAGAGGGAAGAUGGCGGCUUUACUCUAGGCAGCGUUUUUCUCGGCUUCUGUGAAGAGGGGGGAAACUCGCGGAUCGGUGGAGAGGCAGAGCAAGUGGGCUGGGUUGCCGAAUCACUUUUGAAAGCAGGACAUCAGAAAUUAUUGCACUCACUGGAAAACCAGAUGACUUUGACAUGUUGGCAUUGGCUAGUGGGCACAGCCAUUUUGUGUCUUGGAUUGAAUAAUGAAUGUGUUAAGAUUCACUUUCCAUGAGCCACUUCUAUACAUUACCCCUGUGAAGGCCCUUGGUGCCCCUUUGCUGAUGGAAGAAGCUCAAGCUAGCGUCCCUAACAUGAGACUGCCGCUGCUCGUGUCCGUGGGUGUCCUGCUUGUGGCACUCCUGCCCUGCACACCAUGCAGGGCCCUCCUCAUCCGCGGGCCUGGCCAAGGCUCCCGGCAGCUCCCCCAACACACGGAUUUCUUCCAGCCGCCGCCGCAGCCCCAGCAGCUCCAGCAGCCCCAGCAGCCGCAGUCCCGGCGGGUCCAGCUCCGAAUGCGGGAGGAAUACUUCCUCCGCCAGGGCAACCCCAAUAAGAGCACCGCUGCUCCCCUCUGGUCUGCCUCCACGCCUGUCGCGGGCGGCAGUGGUAGGCGCCUCUCGCAGGACAAGGUAGCUGACAACUUUCUUCGCGUGUUGCUGCAGCAGCAGUCGCAGGGCCAGCACCCGCUCGACAGGCUUUCGAGCCCCGCGGGGCGUGGCACUGAGAGCGUCCUCCACGGUCUCCUGGAGGCACCAGAAAAGGAGAGGCGAUCCGAGGAAGCUCCCAUCUCGCUGGAUCUCACCUUCCACCUCCUCCGAGAAGUCUUGGAACUGGCCAGGGCUGAACAGUUAGCGCAGCAAGCUCACAGCAACAGGAAACUGAUGGAGAUUGUUGGGAAAUGAAACGGUGCGUUUGGCUGUUGCCCUAAAAGAUUCUGCAUUUAGCACAAAAAUAAAAAUAUACAGCAUUCUGUACCAUAGCGUUGGUCUGAUAUCAUUUGUUUAUUUUUAUAUAGCUCGAAACGUAGAGUAUGUACAGCAAAAGCACCUCUACUCCUUAAUUAGCAUGCACAAAGUGUAUUCAUGUGCAGUAAUUUCAACAAAAUGGUAUUUGUAUUGUCUACUUUUAGUUUCCAUUUCCAAAUGUCUUUAGUGGUGUUUAAAAGAGUAUAGACCCAGGAGGAAACAUUUUGAAGAAGCAGACAGAAGUCACCCAACUGAUUUUGUUGCUGUCUAAGCCAAAGAGAAUGUCGUUCUCUUGGGUGGGUGAGAGAAAACCUGUAAGCUCUUUGAAUCAACUUGUCCUUGCAAAUGUUUCAGUAAUAAAAUAUCUUUACAAUCCUUGGUCAAUUUGGCUGUGUGAGAGAAUGUUCAAUAGUUAUAUUUUGAAUAAA